CCAGCUACUAGUAGCCCACCAAACCCAAUUUGCCAAACCAACCAACUAAUUAUACAAGUAGUACUAUCUUUGUUUGUUUUGAACGUACAAAGUACAAACCCAACCAACCAAACUUUGUUAGUACUAAAUUUCUUCUUCUUGUCAUAAACCCUUUCUCUGUCCUUAACAAGAAUGGAGGCAAAGCUAUUGAGAGUUGCUCCCAUUUUCCCCACUUGUUUGUCAAAACCCAAUUCAAAUUACCCUCGCCUGCACCAACAAAAUUACACCUUUCAGUCCCUCAAUUUUUCACAUUUCAAGAAACCCCUUCAGCCUGUUCAAGCAUCUGCUGCUUCCAUUGGAGUGGAUGCUAAGAAAAGGAUUGAUGGGAGCAAGUGCUAUACUUUAGAUGGGAUACGAAGUUCAUUGAUACGUCAAGAGGAUAGCGUUAUAUUUAGCCUUGUGGAGAGAGCACAAUAUUGUUACAAUUCGGACACAUAUGAUCCAAAUGCCUUUUCGGAGGAUGGAUGCCAAGGAUCUUUGGUUGAGUUUAUGCUCAGAGAAACUGAAAAGCUUCAUGCUCAGGCCGGAAGAUACAAGAGUCCUGAUGAGCAUCCUUUUUUCGCAGAGCACUUGCCCGAACCGAUAUUGCCGCCUUUGCAGUAUCCGCAGGUUCUGCAUCCUGUUAGUGAAUCAAUUAAUAUCAACAGUAAAAUAUGGGAUAUGUAUUUUAAGAAGCUUGUGCCAAGAUUGGUCAAGGAAGGCAAUGAUGGAAAUUGUGGAUCAACUGCAGUGUGUGACACAAUAUGCUUGCAGGUGCUCUCAAAGAGAAUUCAUUAUGGAAAAUUUGUAGCAGAAGCAAAAUUUCGAGCGUCUCCAGAUUCUUAUGAAGCUGCAAUAAGAGGACAAGACAAGGCCCAGCUAAUGGAAUUGCUAACGUACCCAGACGUGGAAGAAGUAAUUAUCAGGAGAGUUGAGAUGAAAACCAGAACUUAUGCUCAAGAGGUUACCGAAGAUGAGGCUGAACCUGUGUAUAAAAUUAAACCGAGCUUGGUGGCGGAUCUGUAUGGAACCUGGAUAAUGCCAUUGACCAAGGAAGUUCAAGUUGAAUAUUUAUUGAGGCGGUUGGACUAAUAUGGAAAGAGAACUCAUUUUCUGAUGUGUGAAUUCAUGGUUUGCACAUUGGGGUGCUUUGUUGCACACAAAAAAAGUACUUUACAAUUUGAGCUUCGAUUGUUGUGAUUCUGUGUACAUUUGAUAUGGGGGAAAUGGCAGUCCGAAAACAAAGUAUGUACCGACUGAAUGAUGACUUGUGUCGUGAGAGUCAGGUACAACUUUUAAGCAUAAUUCACAAUUAUAAUCGUAGACCAUCCCAGCUAUAGUGGCUUGUUAUUCA
Messenger RNA from Daucus carota subsp. sativus, 1372 nucleotides. Its product is annotated as chorismate mutase 1, chloroplastic. The transcript is spliced from 6 exons. Gene Ontology annotation, cellular component: cytoplasm. Gene Ontology annotation, biological process: chorismate metabolic process; aromatic amino acid biosynthetic process. Lineage: Eukaryota; Viridiplantae; Streptophyta; Magnoliopsida; Apiales; Apiaceae. Gene Ontology annotation, molecular function: chorismate mutase activity. The record is from RefSeq and is a predicted model, not a curated record. Bases 172 to 1110 code for a protein of 312 amino acids.